AUGCCGGGGACAUGGAGGGGACUGGGGACCCGUGCAAAGGACCCAAGGGCUUCCCCGGGCCGCUUCGGCCAGAGGGGCCCUGUAGAUGGGUAUGAGGGGACUGUAAUUGAGCGGGAAGGCGGAGACAGAGGAUGUGGGGACGAUCCAGCCUACCAGGAGGAGCACUGGAUACAGCCUCUGUACCUAGCUGGGGGGAAGGUGGCUGUGGCAUCAGUGGCGGACGAGCUGGUGAAGGUGCAGGUGGCGCUGAGCAACAUCGCCGGCAAGAGGGAGAGGAUCAAAAUCCUGUUUAAGAAAAUUGAAGAUGUAAUCAAAUACCUCGACCCUCAGUACAUCGACAGGAUGGCUGUUCCAGAUGCCAUGAAGCUGCAGUUCAUCUUGGCAGAGGAGCAGGUUAUUCCUUCCCGAGCAGCACUUCUGGAGCAGGUGAACAACCUCCAGCCCAUCUUGGACAGUACCAGUAUCCAAGCGGUUCCUGACCAUGCGGCCAAACUACAGCGACUCUCUCAAAUCCACAUACAGCAGCAGGAACAGCGUCAAGAUCUCACCGACAGUGUCAAGACACUCCUCGAAGACUACAACAAAAUGACCCUGCUUCUCUCCAAGCAGUUUGUCCAGUGGAAUGAAAUACUGACGCAACUGGAAACGGCCAAGGAAGCGAAACCGGCGGCAGAGUGAUGGCGGAGCCAGCAGUGCAGAGAACCCUGGUGG
Messenger RNA from Charadrius vociferus (killdeer), 711 nucleotides. It is a transcript of the gene DCTN3, whose product is annotated as dynactin 3 (p22). The record is from RefSeq and is a predicted model, not a curated record. Gene Ontology annotation, biological process: cytoskeleton-dependent cytokinesis. The transcript has 8 exons. Bases 1 to 678 code for a protein of 225 amino acids. Gene Ontology annotation, cellular component: dynactin complex. Lineage: Eukaryota; Metazoa; Chordata; Aves; Charadriiformes; Charadriidae.